Molecule: messenger RNA, 1666 nt
Organism: Amoebophrya sp. A25
Lineage: Eukaryota; Dinophyceae; Syndiniales; Amoebophryaceae
Source: the annotation of a GenBank genome assembly
GUUCCAAGCAUCACGAAGUCCAUCUCGCUCUCCUUUUUCAGGAAUUCGACCUGGUCUACAACGCCAGGAUUCCUGUACACGCAAUUCUCAAAAUGUUGAGUGUUGGGAAUCGGAUCCGAGGAUACCUGCUAACGCUCCUGCGGCGGAUAUACUUGGUUGCACAAUACACUUCUUGGUUGGACAAAUUCCUGAAAUGGAUCUCUUGGCUGGAUGCCGUUUUUUUCCACCCAUUGGCGGAAAAGAUUCACAAAGCGACAAGGGGAAGGAAAGGCUUUUUCUUCCGCGUGGAAGAGGUGGACGAGGAUGGCAAACUUACUGUUAAGGCUUGGAAGUUGACCACCUAUGAUCUAGUGGGUUCAUAUCUCUGUGACCUUCUGCUUCUCAAGGGAAAAUCGGAUGGAUAUGCGAGCUAGAUCAGUCAACUUGCGACUCCUAAUACUGGCACGCAAAUAGCAUAUCCACUCUUGAGCGAGGACUUUUGGCUACGCUACACGUCUACAUCGGAAGACCAGAGCGAACAGUUGUCAGCAGCGCAGAAACAAGAGUUACUCUUACGGCAUGUGCUUUUUGAGCAAGUAACACCUUGUUUUCUCCAUUUCGUCGCCGAACAUCCAGUGCUGGGUUCCGAGGAAGUACCAAGGAGAAUGUUUGACAAGAACAACGAAUCAUUUGUAAAAAAGUACCAACAUUUAUCGUGUGACUCAAUAAAAAAAAACCGAAGUCUCCUCUAAUAAUCCAAAUGUCAAUCGAGGAUACCGAACUUUUCAGUUUUGGAGAGACGUUGACAGGUAGGAGCCCAGAAUUGAAGGACCUCUGGGAAACGACUUUCCGACAAAAGGCUGCUGCAGUAUUAGCCAUUAUGAGGAGGAUGGCCAAUAUCUUCAUUUUUACUGUUUCAUUUUCUUACGUCUCCUUUUCUCGAUGUAUUUCUUCCUUGCCUAGUUAGGGCUCAGCACCACAGCUAUUUUACGAUGAGGAAUGGCGAUCAUGUAGUGUUUUACAGUGCGAACACGUGUUUGUGUGUCUUCAGUUGUUACUUAAUACUGAAAAAUGCUCCUGUUCUUUUCUAAAGGCUCUAAGGGAACAUCACAACUAUUUGAACAGUUAGUACUAGACGUACCGAUUUUUCUAAGCCUUGAGGCCAAGCAGCGGGAGAGGAAGAGGUACCUGAGCCUGAACAAGAACCCGACCUGGAACCCAGGACGUUGCGCAUCCCUGGAAGCGGUUUUGUUGGGAAUCUAGUUGUCGGAGUAACUUCGCGAGUCAGUGGCGCGAUUCGAACAGGCAAGCGCCUGUUUGAAUACGCUGAUGCGGCUUACUUGUCCGGCAGAUUCACGGAAGUCGGACGCAGAGGCAGUGAAUUUGGCAGGAGAUUGCGUCAAUUGGUGGGCGAUCACCGUACUCUGUCUGAAGGCGAAAGGAACCAGAAAACGCCAGAAGCAAAACGAAAAUAUCAGCAGUUGCUGGCAAAGUACGGUGCUCUAGGCGACGAGGGCGUAUCUGGCGAUUCUGACAUUGGCGCAUGUGCCUCGAAUACGGAAGACGCGGGCGAGACUACUUCUGGUGUGGAAACUACUCCUGGUGUUGAAACCGCAAGAGUUGAAACGGGAGUUGAGAGCGCAGGGACCGGAGUUGGGACUUCCGACUUCGCUGGAGAUGCAUCAGG